This is a messenger RNA of Balaenoptera ricei (Rice's whale), 7346 nucleotides long. It is a transcript of the gene DOCK6, whose product is annotated as dedicator of cytokinesis 6. The coding region runs from base 1301 to 7144 and encodes 1947 amino acids. Gene Ontology annotation, cellular component: cytosol. Gene Ontology annotation, biological process: positive regulation of GTPase activity; small GTPase-mediated signal transduction. Gene Ontology annotation, molecular function: guanyl-nucleotide exchange factor activity. NCBI's taxonomy places the organism in Eukaryota, Metazoa, Chordata, Mammalia, Artiodactyla, Balaenopteridae. The record is from RefSeq and is a predicted model, not a curated record. The transcript is spliced from 44 exons.
UGCUGACCCGUCCCUCCCUUCAGACAUGGGAGGGGACCGUGUGGCUUACGGUGUGGCACACACUCGGCGCUCACUACUCGAGCCAUGCCAUCACUGUGUGCAGCCCUGAGACCUAUGAGGACGCCCGUGGGCUCUCAGGCUGGAAAAUAAGACUCCCUUUUUCAUUAUUCAAAACCGCCAAUCCUAAGCUCCAGUUGUGUGUCAGGCUCAGUUCUCAGCCCUCCAUGUGUAUUAACACUGACCUUCACCACAACGUGCGAUGUGGGUGCAGGUGGGAAACCGAGGCACACGGUGGUAUAAAGUCAUUGUGCCCAAGAUCACGAGUUGUGAGGCCAGAGUCUGGCCCUCGCCCAGUCUGCUGCUAGGACCCAGGCUAGAGGGGGCGCUGGUGACCCUGGGCCUGGCUUCCAGCUGCCCAAGGCCCCCUCCACAUCGCCCCCUGGGAGCAGCCAGCGUUCGUGGGAAUGGAGCUGAACAGGAUGUGGCCUUGGACCUGAGCCCGGCCCUGCCCCUCCCCGACUCUGAGUUCCUGCCUGGAUGGGGGCAGGAAAGGGAGGUCCCAUCUGGCCUGAGGCCCGGGUGGGCUUCCUGCCUCAAGCACAUGGGCUGGGAACCGGCUCUCUGAGCUCAUCCAGUCAUUCAACAAACACUCAUUGAGCGUCUACUGUAUGCAAGGCCGUGUAACUGCGGGAUGACCACAUAGGGCUCUCUAGGUGGGGGAUACAGCACAAACAGAGGCCAGGAGAUGUCUGGAGAGAGGAAAAUUGAGGCCAAGAAGUGGGCGGGACGGGGCCACGCAGGGCAGUGAGAAGCCUCAAAUUUUAAGUUUUUUUUUUUUAUUCUUGCUACCUUCUUUUUUUAAAAAACAUUUAUUUAUUUAUUGGGCUGCAUCAGGUCUUAGUUGCAGCAUGUGGGAUCUUCUUUGCAGCAUGCAGGAUCUUCGUUGCGGCAUGCGGGAUCUUUCAUUGUGGCGCACGGGUUCUUAGUUGUGGCUCACAGGUUCUAAGUUGCGGCAUGCAGGCUCUCUAAUUGUGGCGCGGGCUCAGUAGUUGUGGCGCGUGGGCUUAGUUGCCCCGCGGCAUGUGGGAUCUUAGUUCCCCGACCAGGGAUUGAACCUACGUCCCCUACAUUGGAAGGUGGAUUCUUAACCACUGGACCACCAGGGAAGUACCAAAUUUUAAGUUUUAAGAUGUUUCCUUAGGAGGCACGUGGAUGAUGAGUAGAAAUGAGCAGGGCAGAGUAAGACAGGGAGGCGGUUAUGGGGGCUGUUUAGGCGAGCGAAGAUGGGACUCAGCCCAGGAUGGCAGAAGCCAUAGAGGACACCUCAGGGAGGGGAGGCAGGGAGGCCCAGGAGUCGAGAAUUUCAAGAUGGGACUGCGGGAGGAUUGAUGUGCCAAAAGCUACCUCCGUGCCAACCGAACAAGGGCCAUGGAUUCAGCUGGAGGGGCUCUGUUGGGAAACAGAUGCCCCCCGCCCCCACAAGGCACCAAGGCUGGGCUGGACCUCAAGAGGGAGUGGGGUGUAUGGAGGAGGGAGUGUCAAGGUCAUCCUCUGCCAGAGAACCCCCGUUUACUGCAGGUUCGAGAUAGAAAUCGAGCCCAUCUUUGGCAUCUUGGCCCUGUACGAUGUGCGGGAGAAAAAGAAGAUCUCGGAGAACUUCUACUUUGACCUGAACUCAGACUCCAUGAAGGGCCUACUGCGGGCCCAUGGCACCCAUCCUGCCAUCUCCACCCUGGCCCGCUCUGCCAUCUUCUCCGUGACCUAUCCCUCGCCCGACAUCUUCUUGGUCAUCAAGCUGGAGAAGGUGCUGCAGCAGGGGGACAUCAGCGAGUGCUGCGAGCCCUACAUGGUGAUGAAGGAGGUGGACACAGCCAAGAACAAAGAGAAGCUAGAGAAGCUGCGCCUGGCGGCUGAGCAGUUCUGCACCCGUCUGGGCCGCUACCGCAUGCCCUUCGCCUGGACGGCGGUGCACCUGGCCAACAUUGUGAGCAGCGCGGGCCAGUCGGACCGGGACUCGGACUCGGAGGGCGAGCGCCGACCCACCUGGACUGACCGCCGCCGUCGGGGGCCCCAGGACCGGACGAGUAGCGGGGACGAUGCCUGCAGCUUCUCCGGCUUCCGCCCAGCCACGCUAACUGUCACCAACUUCUUUAAGCAGGAAGCUGAGCGGCUCAGUGACGAGGACCUCUUCAAGUUCCUGGCUGACAUGCGGCGCCCAACAUCCCUGCUGCGGCGCCUGCGGCCCGUGACCGCCCAGCUCAAGAUUGACAUCUCCCCAGCCCCUGAGAACCCCCACUUCUGCCUCUCCCCGGAGCUGCUUCAUGUCAAGCCCUACCCAGACCCCAGGGGUCGGCCCACCAAGGAGAUCCUGGAGUUCCCCGCCCGUGAGGUCUACGCCCCGCACACCAGCUACAGGAACCUGCUGUACGUGUACCCGCACAGCCUCAACUUCAGCAGCCGCCAGGGCUCCGUGCGCAACCUAACUGUGCGAGUGCAGUACAUGGCGGGCGAGGACCCCAGCCAGGCCCUGCCGGUCAUCUUUGGCAAGUCCAGCUGCAGUGAGUUCACCCGCGAGGCCUUCACGCCGGUGGUCUACCAUAACAAGUCCCCUGAAUUCUACGAGGAGUUUAAGCUGCGUCUUCCGGCCUGUGUGACCGAGAACCACCACCUGCUCUUCACCUUCUACCACGUCAGCUGCCAGCCCCGGCCAGGCACGGCCCUGGAGACUCCUGUGGGCUUUACUUGGAUCCCACUGCUGCAGCACGGCCGCCUGAGGACCGGCCCCUUCUGCCUCCCUGUGUCCGUGGAUCAGCCCCCGCCCAGCUACUCCGUGCUCACACCGGACGUGGCGCUGCCGGGCAUGCGCUGGGUGGAUGGCCACAAGGGUGUGUUCAGCGUGGAACUCACGGCUGUGUCCUCUGUGCACCCCCAGGACCCCUACCUGGACAAAUUCUUCACCCUGGUGCACGUCCUGGAGGAAGGGGCCUUUCCAUUCCGGCUCAAGGAUGCCGUGCUCAGCGAGAGCACCGUGGAGCAGGAGCUGCGGGCCAGCCUGGUGGCCCUGCGACUCGCCAGCCCUGAACCCCUUGUCGCCUUCUCCCACCACGUACUGGACAAGCUCGUACGCCUGGUCGUGCGGCCCCCGAUCAUCGGCGGCCAGAUCGUAAACCUGGGUCGUGUAGCCUUUGAAGCAAUGGCUCACGUAGUCAGCCUCGUCCACCGGAGCCUGGAGGCUGCCCAGGACGCCCGUGGUCACUGCCCAGUGCUGGCUGCCUAUGUCUACUAUGCCUUCCGACUGCCUGGCACGGAGCCCAGCCUCCCAGGUGGGGCCCCUCCAGUGACGUUGCAGCCUGCCACUCUGGCCCGUGGCCCGGGCCGCCCCGCAAGCCUCUACCUGGCCCGCUCUAAGAGCAUCAGCAGCAGCAACCCUGACCUGGCCGUGGCCCCUGGCUCCGUGGACGACGAGGUCUCCCGCAUCCUGGCCAGCAAGGGUAUCGACCGCUCACACUCCUGGGUGAAUUCUGCUUAUGCUCCAGGAGGCAGCAAGGCGGUGCUGCGACGGGCACCCCCUUAUUGUGGGGCCGACCCCAGACAGGCCAUCGACCGCAGCUCUAGCCGAACCUCUUCCUACCUCGAGGGCUCCUCCUCGGCCCCACCAGCCACCCAGCCGAGACCCACUGUGCAGAAGCUGCUUCACGAGGAGCUGGCCCUGCAGUGGGUGGUCAGCGGCAGUGCCGUGCGCGAGGCUGUCCUGCAGCAUGCCUGGUUCUUCUUCCAGCUCAUGGUGAAAAGCAUGGCGCUGCACCUGCUUCUGGGCCAGAAGCUGGACACACCCCGCAAGCUUCGCUUCCCUGGGCGCUUCCUGGAUGACAUUGCUGCCCUGGUGGGCUCUGUGGGCCUGGAGGUCAUCACCCGCGUCCACAAGGACGUGGAGCUGGCCGAGCACCUCAACGCCAGCCUGGCCUUCUUCCUCAGUGAUCUGCUGUCCCUGGUGGACCGCGGCUUUGUCUUCAGCCUGGUCCGGGCUCACUACAAGCAGGUGGCCACACGGCUGCAGUCGGCUCCCAACCCGGCGGUGCUGCUGACCCUGCGCAUGGACUUCACCCGCAUCCUAUGCGGCCACGAGCACUAUGUGACCCUCAACCUCCCCUGCUGCCCCCUGUCGCCCCCGGCCUCGCCCUCGCCCUCCGUAUCUUCCACCACCUCGCAGAGCUCCACCUUUUCCAGCCAGGCCCCAGACCCCAAGGUGAUCAGCAUGUUCGAGCUGAGUGGGUCGUUCCGGCAGCAGCACUUCCUGGCUGGGCUCCUGCUGACGGAACUGGCCCUGGCCCUGGAUCCUGAGGCCGAGGGGGCGUCCCUGCUGCACAAGAAGGCCAUCAGUGCUGUCCACAGCCUGCUCUGUGGCCAUGAUGCUGACCCCCGCUACGCCGAGGCCACUGUGAAGGCCCGGGUGGCCGAGCUCUACCUGCCACUGCUGUCACUGGCGCGGGACACACUGCCACGGCUGCACGACUUUGCUGAGGGUCCAGGUCAGCGGUCAAGACUGGCUUCUAUGCUCGACUCAGACACAGAAGGGGAAGGGGACAUAGGAGGCACCAUCAACCCCUCAGUGGCCAUGGCCAUCGCUGGUGGCCCCCUGGCCCCUGGCUCCCGGGCCAGCAUCUCGCAGGGCCCAGCGACAGCUGCUCGCUCAGGCUGUGCCCUCUCUGCCGAGUCUAGCCGGACCUUGCUGGUGUGUGUGCUAUGGGUCUUGAAGAAUGCUGAGCCAGCCCUGCUGCAGCGCUGGGCUGCGGACCUGGCCCUCCCUCAGCUGGGUCGUCUCUUGGACUUGCUGUACCUCUGUCUGGCUGCCUUUGAAUACAAGGGGAAAAAGGCCUUUGAACGUAUCAACAGUCUCACGUUCAAGAAAUCACUGGACAUGAAGGCCCGGCUGGAGGAAGCUAUCUUGGGCACCAUCGGAGCCCGACAGGAGAUGGUGCGACGGAGCCGUGAGAGGAGCCCAUUUGGGAACCAGGAGAAUGUACGCUGGCGGAAGAGCGUCACACACUGGAGACAAACCUCGGACCGUGUGGACAAGACCAAGGAUGAAAUGGAACACGAGGCCUUGGUGGAUGGGAACUUGGCAACCGAGGCAAGCCUGGUGGUUCUGGAUACACUGGAGAUCAUCGUGCAGUCUCUAACAGCUGGAUUUCUGGCCCCCCAGACGGUGAUGCUGUCAGAGGCCCGGGAGAGUAUCUUGGGCGCGGUACUAAAGGUUGUGUUGUACAGUCUGGGCAGUGCCCAGAGUGCCCUCUUCUUGCAGCAUGGCCUGGCCACACAGCGGGCCCUGGUAUCCAAGUUCCCAGAGCUGCUGUUUGAGGAGGACACGGAGCUGUGUGCUGACCUCUGCUUGAGGCUCCUGCGACACUGCGGGAGCCGCAUCAGCGCCAUCCGUACGCACGCCAGCGCCUCCCUCUACCUCCUCAUGCGCCAGAAUUUCGAGAUUGGCAACAACUUUGCCCGCGUGAAGAUGCAAGUGACCAUGUCGCUUUCAUCCCUGGUGGGGACAACGCAGAACUUCAGCGAAGAUCACCUGCGACGUUCACUCAAGACCAUCCUCACCUAUGCCGAGGAGGAUGUGGGGCUGCGGGACAGCACCUUUGCUGAGCAGGUCCAGGACCUGAUGUUCAACUUGCACAUGAUCCUGACUGACACGGUGAAGAUGAAGGAGCAUCAGGAGGACCCGGAAAUGCUCAUUGACCUCAUGUACAGGAUUGCCCGGGGCUACCAGGGCUCCCCAGACCUGCGGCUGACAUGGCUGCAGAACAUGGCGGGGAAGCACGCGGAGCUGGGCAACCACGCGGAGGCUGCGCAGUGCAUGGUUCACGCGGCCGCCCUGGUGGCCGAGUACCUCGCUCUGCUGGAGGACAGCCGCCACCUGCCUGUGGGCUGCGUUUCCUUCCAGAACAUCUCGUCCAACGUGCUGGAGGAGUCCGCCAUCUCUGACGACAUCCUGUCGCCUGAUGAGGAGGGCUUCUGUUCCGGGAAGCACUUCACGGAGCUGGGGCUGGUGGGGCUGCUGGAACAGGCGGCCGCCUACUUCACCAUGGGUGGGCUCUACGAGGCAGUGAAUGAGGUCUACAAGACCCUCAUCCCCAUCCUGGAAGCCCACCGCGACUACAAGAAGCUGGCUGCCGUGCACGGCAAACUGCAGGAGGCCUUCACCAAGAUCAUGCACCAGAGCUCCGGCUGGGAGCGUGUGUUCGGGACGUAUUUCCGCGUGGGCUUCUACGGUGCCCGCUUCGGUGACCUGGAUGAACAGGAGUUCGUGUACAAGGAGCCGUCCAUCACGAAGCUGGCCGAGAUUUCACACAGGCUGGAGGAGUUCUACACGGAGAGGUUCGGGGAGGACGUGGUCCAGAUCAUCAAAGAUUCUAACCCUGUGGACAAGACCAAGCUGGACCCCCAGAAGGCCUACAUCCAGAUCACGUACGUGGAGCCGCACUUUGACACCUAUGAGCUCAAGGACCGGGUGACCUACUUCGACCGCAACUACGGGCUGCGAACCUUCCUGUUCUGCACGCCCUUCACGCCGGACGGGCGCGCACAUGGAGAACUGCCCGAGCAGCACAAGCGCAAGACGCUGCUCAGCACAGACCACGCCUUCCCCUACAUCAAGACACGAAUCCGCGUGUGCCACCGGGAGGAGACAGUGCUGACGCCAGUAGAGGUGGCCAUUGAGGACAUGCAGAAGAAGACUCGGGAGCUGGCCUUCGCCACCGAGCAGGACCCGCCUGAUGCCAAAAUGCUGCAGAUGGUGCUGCAGGGCUCCGUGGGGCCCACUGUAAACCAGGGUCCACUGGAGGUGGCCCAGGUGUUUUUGGCCGAGAUCCCGCAAGACCCUAAGCUCUUCAGGCAUCACAACAAGCUGCGGCUCUGUUUCAAGGACUUCUGCAAGAAGUGCGAGGAUGCGCUGCGGAAGAACAAAGCCCUGAUUGGGCCGGACCAGAAGGAGUACCACCGUGAGCUGGAGCGCAACUACUCCCGCCUGCGGGAGGCUCUGCAGCCCCUGCUCACCCAGCGCCUGCCUCAGCUGCUGGCGCCAAAUGCAGCCGGCCUCAGGAACUCCUUGAACAGAGCAAGUUUCCGGAAGGCUGACCUCUGAGCCCACAGGGCCUGAAGCCACACCCAGAGGAACCAGCACCCUGGACUCAGCUGUCUGUGCCUUCCUGACAGUCUCCCCUACUGCCCACUCAGCCACGGGGUGACCACAUCGCACAUGGGUCUGGGCCCUCUAUCCCUUUGUUCUCGUCUGUGUGCACUGAUGCUUCUUACCUUUUCUAAUUUAAAAUGGUUUUUAUAAACAG